Molecule: messenger RNA, 3053 nt
Organism: Archocentrus centrarchus (flier cichlid)
Lineage: Eukaryota; Metazoa; Chordata; Actinopteri; Cichliformes; Cichlidae
Product: calcitonin gene-related peptide type 1 receptor-like
Exons: 13
Coding region: 165-1565 (466 amino acids)
Biological process (GO): angiogenesis; cell surface receptor signaling pathway; adenylate cyclase-activating G protein-coupled receptor signaling pathway
Cellular component (GO): plasma membrane
Molecular function (GO): calcitonin receptor activity; adrenomedullin receptor activity; calcitonin gene-related peptide receptor activity
Source: RefSeq, a predicted model, not a curated record
GUCUGAAACAAACAGUGGGGAACUGCCCCUGGGAAAAGAAAAAAAAAAGAGGACUGGGGUUGCUUCAUUGUUUUCAUUUAUCAGCAAAGGCAAACUCUCAGACUGAAGGAUUACUCCUGGCUACGGCAGACUGAGUUUUAUUUCUUCUUCUGUGUAAAGAAAACAUGAAGAGCAGAGCCCUCACGGAUCGAAGCUGUAUUGUGCUACUCCUGGUCCUGUGUUCCCUCGACAAGCUGCUGGUGCAGGCAACCCCUCAAGAUGUUUCCAAGGAGCAGCUGGAAAAUCCAGAUGAACCUCUUUUGAAACAGAACAAAAUUCACAUGGCCCAGUACAGAUGUUUCCAGAAGAUCAUGAAGGAGUCACAACACAAAACAAAAACAGCUGUGGGGCCGGUGUGCAACAUGACAUGGGACGGCUGGCUGUGCUGGGAUGAAAGCGAAGCCGGCGUGAAAGAGCAGAACUGUCCGGACUACUUCGAUGAUUUUGAUACACAUGCGAUGGCGUACAAAAUUUGCACUGAAGCGGGCGAGUGGGGACGGAAUCCAGUAAGCAACAGGACGUGGACCGACUUCAACAAAUGCAAAGCCAACUUUACAAAUCAAGGAGAGCAGGCAACAAUGACUCACUUCUACUUGGUUAUGAUUGGUCAUGGACUUUCACUGCUAUCAUUGCUCAUAUCACUGGGAAUAUUUUUCCAUUUUAAGAGCCUGAGCUGCCAAAGGAUAACGCUCCACAAAAACCUGUUUCUCUCCUUCAUGCUAAACUCAAUUGCUACCGUCAUUCUGCUCACAACAACAGUAGUGACGCAGGGACACACACAUACUGACUCUGCAAGCUGCAAGCUGCUGGAGUUCAUCCACAUGUACCUGAUGAGCUGUAACUACUUCUGGAUGCUUUGCGAGGGCAUCUACCUGCACACUCUGAUAGUUGUGGCCGUGUUUGCAGAAAAACAGCAUCUCUUUUGGUAUUAUCUGCUGGGUUGGGGCUUUCCACUCGUGCCAGCAGUGAUAUACUCAAUAACGCGUCACUGUUACUAUGACAAGUGCAGCGUGAAUACUUCCUUGCUUUACAUAAUCCAUGGCCCCAUCUGCGCUGCGUUGCUUGUGAACCUUUUUUUCCUGUUGAACAUCGUUCGGGUUCUCAUUACCAAGCUGCGAGUGACGCACCAGGCUGAGUCCAGCCUCUACAUGAGGGCUGUGAGAGCCACCCUCAUUCUCAUCCCUCUUCUCGGCAUCCAGUUUGUCCUGCUCCCAUAUAAACCUGAUGGUCACUCUGAGAUCUAUCACUACAUCAUGGACAUCCUGAUGCAUUAUCAGGGUCUCUUGGUUUCUACAAUAUACUGCUUCUUCAACGGGGAGGUUCAGAGUGUUCUUCGAAGACACUGGAAUCAACAGCGGAUGCAGUUUGCCGGCACUUUUGCCAACGCCGACUUCUUCCGCUCCGCCUCCUACGUGGCGUCGUCGCUGACCGAGGUCCACCGCUGCUACAGCAUCGAAAGCCACACCGAGCACAUGAACGGCAAGAGCUACUCAGACAUUUUCAGAUCAGACAGCCCUUUUGUGUGAAGCUCUUCAGAUUCAUCACUCACUGUUUUGUUCUCUUCCCAAGGUAUUAUGAGGACUAACAGAGUUAUUUUUUCCAUCUCCCAGGCAAAAUGAAAAAAACGAAAACAAAAAACUCCUAAAUUUUACUUUUUGGAUGAUUCAGUAGGACUGUGAGAACAAAGAAAUAACAUCCUAUGACUGAGGAAGACACUCAAACAGACUUAAAGUGUGCUGCAUUGUGCAGUUAACCUAAGGAAUUAUUUCUUUUUUGUAUUGUGUGGAUAUGACUUACAGAGCCCUCAACGAAGAUGUUUUCAUGGGCUGCUUAUUAUAAUCUUGCAGAAAAAUUGAUAUCUUUUCCAGGCAUUUUUAGGAUAUUGAUGGAAUUAUAAAAACAGAUGGCAAACUCUCUGCUUUGAAUGUUUCUCUAAGAUCGUCCAAAGUGAGAACGAGGCUCCUUGCAAUGCUUCAAAUUGAGUGGAUGAAAUCAGCGCUGUAGUUGUUUGGAGUUAAGCUGAAUGGCGAGCAUGAAUUGCAGGAAAUUCCAUUAUUUAUAUGAUUUGUAGUGGUCAUCUGUAAAGCAUAUGUAAAAUACCAUAAAAUAAACUACAAAUACACGAAAAGACACAUUAAAAACACCCAGCUCGCUUUGCAAAAUGCCAUUUCUGCUUUAGCUGUUUGUGAAUCGAAGGUAUGCAGCACGAGAUGUGCUCUGAACUCUCCCUUGAGGUGAAUUUUCUAUUUAUGCGGUUCCUGUUUUCUAAACGAUGUCCACAAAAGAGUUUUGUCAGAAACAUAAGCUUGCACUCUCUGGCUUGGCGACAGCUCCGGUAUCUUUAAAAUUGAUACUCGGAUUAGGCUCUCUGUUGUUUUAUUCCAAAAUGCUGGAGACGUGAUUGUGAGCAGAAAAAGAUGUGCUUGUGCAUCGAUUUGAUUGUGUAUGAAUAACAUAUUGUAAGGCACAUAGCAUGAAUUUGUACAUCAUAUUCAGUGUUGUUUGCAUGAUUUUUAGCUACAAACCAGUCAGUGUGUAUAGCAAUAUCGACAUGUAAGCUCAGAUUUUUAAAAAAUUCUGGACCACUAAUUUCACAAAAUACACCAAUAUUAGCAUUAGCACUGUUAGUAUCAUUUAAGCCCAGUAAGUGGCAGGAUGCUGUACAUGUCUGAGAUAAAAGGAUGAAACUUUCCUGUAGAGCUGCUGGUUUCAGCCUUCAAAAACAGGAAGCGCCUUUCCACUGCAGGCUCUCAGUGCAGGUGUAAGGUGGCGUGAAAUUUUACUGAACGACCGCACAGCCGGUCAUUUCUGCCUCUCUGUUUUUAUUGCAAAACAUGAAUACAGGACCAAAUUUUGUUUGUGGGUUAGGAAGAAGACGUUGAGUUCUGUAAUUUAGGCUGUUGUAGACACAGUGAGGUCAAACAAAAAAUAUCUUGUGGCUUUUUCUUUAUUUCGUUUUUGUGAUUUUGGCAACAUAUUUCUGCCAUUUUCCCACUGGCAUUCAUUUAAACUGA